Gracilinanus agilis (Agile Gracile Mouse Opossum) is the source of this 1528-nucleotide messenger RNA. RefSeq names its product tubulin folding cofactor C (gene TBCC). Lineage: Eukaryota; Metazoa; Chordata; Mammalia; Didelphimorphia; Didelphidae. Gene Ontology annotation, molecular function: tubulin binding. The coding region runs from base 130 to 1242 and encodes 370 amino acids. The transcript has a single exon. Gene Ontology annotation, cellular component: cytoplasm. The record is from RefSeq and is a predicted model, not a curated record. Gene Ontology annotation, biological process: tubulin complex assembly; post-chaperonin tubulin folding pathway.
GUGGCUGCGGCGUCGCCUACGUAAGCCAAUGAAAGGAGGUCUUAGUGAGAGGCCCUGCGGAGCGCGUGUCUAGCGGGAGACGGGAAGCGACUGAGAGGCUGAGGGAGAUUGAUUGAGAGGAGAGGGAAGAUGGAGGCCUCAGACGGUGCGGCUUCAGCCGCGUCCACCGCUUCGGCUGUUCCUGUGGACAAGCCGGCAGCUAACGGAGACAUGGGCCGGCCCCGGCGUGGUCUGGGCCUGGUCCCCGAGCGGCUCCAGAAGCGCGAACAGGAGCGGCUGUUGGAGGUGGAGCGGCGGAAGCAGGAGCGGCAGAACCAGACGGUGGAGGAGGAGAACAGCGACUUCUUCGCGGCCGCCUUCGCCCGCGAGCGGGAGGCCGUGGAGCGGCUGCUGGGGUGCGCGGACCAGGAGGCGCCGGGCCCGGGCGCGGACCCCGCGCAGCUGGACGAGGCGGCCUCGCGGCUGCAGGCGCUCCAAAAGCUGCUUAACGACGCCGUGCUCUACCUGGCGCCUUAUGACUUGCGGCUGGGUCAAGAGGCGCUGGCGCGACUGCAGGGGGCUUUAGCCGAGCGGCGCCAGGAGCUGCAGCCCAAGAAGCGUUUCGCCUUUAAGUCCCGCCGGAAGGACCCCGCCGCCUCGGCCCCUAGCCCGGCAGCCUCGGCCCCACCGCCAGAAAAGCCGCCGCAGCUGCAGCAGCCACCGCCCCAGCCCACGCCCCCGCUGUUAGGCGGGGUCCUAGUCCCCUCAGUCUCUGGCUUCUCCAAUCGAGAGUCGGAGACCCUGCAGAUGCAGGCGAAGGAGCUGCACCAGCGCGACAUACUCCUGACGGGGCUGACGGACUGCACGAUCCGGCUGUACGGGAACCCCAACACGCUGCGGCUGACCAAAGCCCGGGGCUGCACGGUGCUCUGCGGGCCUGUCUCCACCUCGGUGUUCCUGGAGGACUGCGUCGGCUGCGUCCUGGCUGUGGCCUGUCAGCAGCUCCGCACGCACACUACCCGAGACACUCGCAUCUUCCUACAAGUGACCAGCCGGGCCAUAGUAGAGGACUGCAGCGGUGUCCAGUUCGCCCCGUAUACUUGGAGCUACCCGGGGAUCGACCAGGACUUUGAGGGGUCUGGGCUAGACAGGAACAAAAACAACUGGAGGGAUGUUGACGAUUUCAAUUGGUUGGCCCGAGGUGUGGCCUCCCCGAACUGGAGUAUUCUUCCAGAAGAGGAGAGGAUAAUCCAGUGGGACUGAGAGCAGUGUCAAGGUUCCCCCUGCUAAUUGACUGUUUCCAGCUAGUGGACGCCACAAUGCACCUGUUCUUAACACUUGCACUUUAUGACAAGUUUUCAGUGUCUUAAUACUGGCAAUCGUGAGGAGUCUCCGUUAUAAUUUCUAUUGUAAAUAGCUCACAUUUAGACAAUGUAGUGUUCUGCUGUUGGAGAAUUUUUAAAUUGUCAUCUUAUUUUUCUAGCUCUUUGUUUGUUAAUGAUUGAUGAUUCGAGUUGGCUCCAUUGGGAUGAAUAAAAAUGAAACAAGU